Messenger RNA from Drosophila sulfurigaster albostrigata, 4079 nucleotides. It is a transcript of the gene mib2, whose product is annotated as E3 ubiquitin-protein ligase MIB2. Gene Ontology annotation, biological process: protein ubiquitination. Bases 540 to 3707 code for a protein of 1055 amino acids. Gene Ontology annotation, cellular component: cytoplasm. Lineage: Eukaryota; Metazoa; Arthropoda; Insecta; Diptera; Drosophilidae. The transcript has 7 exons. The record is from RefSeq and is a predicted model, not a curated record. Gene Ontology annotation, molecular function: protein binding; zinc ion binding; ubiquitin-protein transferase activity.
ACACUGUCCUCAUUCAUACAAAAAAAUUAAAGUAAAAAGUAAAUUUGACCAAAGUAAAAUUUUGGCAUAUACAAAUUAAAUUAAAGAUGCAUUGCUCGACGAAACAAAAACAGGAAAACGGGGUGUGUUGAAUAAUAAAUUAAAUGCUGCAUCAACAAACGUAGUACACAGCAGCAGUCCAUGGCAAUAUUAAUUUGUGUAUGAUUUCGAUUCGUGUGUAUAAUAUAACAACAAGACAAAUGCGAAAAUUUUAUAAUUUUUAUCAGUAAAAAGUUCAAUGAGUAAACACAAAACGAGAGAAGGCAUUGCUGAUAAUUUAGGCUGUAGAUAUUGUUAAAUGAACAAAGCUGACCAAACUGGGAUUAGCAUUGAAAAUCGCAUACCAGAUAUUUACACACAAGCAAGCACACACACACACACACUAUUGCACACGCCCGCACACGCACGCACGCACACACACAAGCACUCGUUACAUUUGACGGAAGCAUAAAAAAAUUGCAUUGGCGACAGAGACGCUGGCAGAGAACGCUGGACUUGGAAUGCGGGCCUCCAUUCCGCCGGGCGUACGUGUUGUACGCGGUCCAAAUUGGAUAUGGUCGAAUCAAGACGACGGAGAAGGUCACGUUGGCACCGUUUGCGAAAUAGGACGUUGCGGCUCAACACAUUCACCAGAGAACACUGUUGUUGUUAACUGGGAUUCUGGACAUCGCACCAAUUACAGAGUUGGCUAUCAAAAUCAAUACGAUCUAAUCAUUGUGGACAAUGCACAAGUUGGUGUUCGUCAUUCGAAUGUUGUAUGUGAUGGCUGCUCGAAGGGCAUAGCGGGGAUUGUGUUCAAGUGCGGCCAGUGCACCAAUUAUCAUUUGUGCGCCUUCUGUUACGGCGCCAAUCUGCACGAUUUGGAGCACACCUUUGUCCGCUACACAACACCCACAUCUCUCGGAGUUCGCGUUCCGCCACGCAAAGGUUCACAGCGCAUUCAGUUGCGGGGCAUCUUUGUCAGCGCAAAGGUUGUGCGUGGUCCGGACUGGGAGUGGAACGAUCAGGACGGCGGCGAGGGGAAAACCGGGCGUGUUAUGGAAAUACGUGGCUGGGACAAUGAAUCGUGUCGCAGUGUAGCCAACGUAUCUUGGGUAACCGGUUCAACGAACGUCUAUCGACUGGGUCACAAAGGCAACGUCGAUCUAAAGUAUAUAACAGCGACUUGCGGUGGUUAUUACUACAAGGAUCAUAUGCCUGUCUUGGGUCAGACUGAGGAGCAGCAGCCAAUUGUGGCGAUGGUGAAGCCCAGCUUUUCAGUGGGCGAUCGUGUUAAGGUCUGCCUAGAGGUGGAUGCACUGAUGAAGCUGCAGCAAGGUCAUGGCGGUUGGAAUCCGCGCAUGGUCGAACAUCUGGCCAAGCUGGGAACUGUGCAUCGAAUAACCGAAAAGGGUGACAUACGUGUUCAAUACGAAAAUUGUCCCAAUCGGUGGACGUUUCACCCCGCCGCUCUCGUCAAGGUUGUGUCGUUCCGCGUGGGCGACUUGGUGACCAUCAUCAACGAUGCCAACAAGGUGCAGCAGUUGCAGAAGGGACACGGCGAAUGGAUCGACAUAAUGCGCCAUGCGCUGGGCAAACUCUGCAAGGUAGUCAAGGUGUACAUGGAUGGCGAUCUGCGCAUACAACAACUCCACGACGGCUUUGAGUGGACGCUCAAUCCCAAAUGUGUAAAACUGGAGCGUUCACCACUGGCCACAGCUGCCGAGCGCUCCAAUAGCAUGAUGGACUUGAGCCAUCGACGCACCGAUCAUGUGAUGACACCGCUCUCUGGUCUCUCCGGCAGUUCUGUGGCGGACAAACUGGUGCGCGAGGCAGCCCAAGGCCAUCUGGAGUUUGUGAAGCAAUAUCUUGACAUGCAUCCCGCGCAAGUGGAUGUGAUGAGCGGUGGCAAGGCGUGCAUACAAGUGGCCUCUCAUCAGGGCUACGUCGAGUUGGUCACCUACCUCAUCUCCAAGGGCGCCAACGUCAAUGUGGUGGACAAAGAAGGCGACUCGGCGCUGCAUUAUGCCGCCUUUGGCAAUCAGCCAGAGACGAUGCGUGUGCUACUCGAGCAUGGCGCCGAGGUGAACUUCCUCAACUCUAGCCACUGUUCGGCAUUGCACAUUUGUGCGCACAAAAAGACGCCGCAUUGCGUGCGCGAACUACUCCAGCACAAUGCCAAUGUUAAUAUACAGGACUCGUAUGGCGAUACAGCGCUUCAUGAUGCCAUUGGCAAGGAGAACACUGAGGUCGUUGAGCUGCUAUGCAAUGCACCCAAUUUGGACUUUACGGUAAAGAACAAUCGUGGCUUCAAUGUGCUGCAUCAUGCGGCGCUCAAGGGCAACGUGGUCGCGGCACGUCGCAUCCUGCAGCUUUCGCGGCAGCUGGUCAAUGUGCGCAAGGACGAUGGCUUUGCAGCGCUGCAUUUGGCCGCACUCAAUGGACAUGCCCAGGUGGUGGAGACGCUCGUCACGGAGGGACAAGCCGAGCUGGACAUACGCAACAAUCGCCGGCAAACGCCAUUUUUGCUCGCCGUGUCCCAGGGACAUGCAAGUGUCAUUGAGCGGCUGGUGAAGUUGUCGUGCGACAUCAAUGCCAAGGAUGAGGAUGGAGACAAUGCCAUGCAUUUGUGCGUCCUCAAGAAGUCCAAUUUGCAACAAGCCGCCGAGCCAGCCAAGGAGGAGGCGCCCGAAAUACAAAAGUUCUUUGUCAGCCUCUCACAGACGAGCAUACGCAACGAGGAUCGUCUGAUGUACAGCAUUCUCAUCUAUUUGUCGCGUCAUGGUUGCCGUGUGGAGCUCAACAAUGCCAAUGCCAGUAUUUUCGAAUGGAUUACCGAUCGCAAUAUACGACAGUUGAUCUUUGGCCAGCAAAGCGCUGGCGGAACUGAUGAUGCAAUCACCGCAACCACGACAACGACGACGACAGCAGCACCAACGCCACUUCAACGCAAUAUGCAAGCGCUUGACAUUGGCGGCGCAACGGAUGAUGCGUCUGCCGUUGAAGUGGGUGAAGAUGCCGCAGCAACAUCUACAGCAGCUACAGCAUUGUGUCUACCUCCGCCAGUGACGCAACCAAAGCCCAGCGAAACGGCAGCUGGAGGCAUGCAACCAUCGCCGGGCACCAAGAAGCUUAAUUCGGAUGCUGCCACAACAAGUGUGUCGCCACAAGUGGCGCCACGCAAGAAAGCACCAAAACCGCCAGUGCCAACAGCAGCAGCGACGCUCGAGGCAGCAACUGCUGCUGCGGCUGCAUUGCCGGGUCUAAUCUCUGGUCAACAGGAGUGCAUUGUUUGCAACGAGCCGCUGCAACUAGUGCGUUUCGAGCCUUGCCUGCAUCAGAUUGCUUGCGAAGAGUGCAGCAUUCGUAUGAAAAAGUGCCUGCGUUGUGGUGUUGUCAUCGAGCGGCGCUUGGAUGCGAACGGUCGUCAGGUGACAGCUGCGCAACAGCAGUUAUCCUCCACAUCAUCGCCCAGUGAUCAGGCCCGUUUGCCAUCGGGAGAUCUGUUGCGCUAUCUGGAGAACAAGGUGCAAGAGUUUGAGGAGUCGCAUUUCUGUGGCAUUUGCAUGGAACGCAAACGUGAUGUGGCCUUCCUGUGUGGGCAUGGCGCCUGCUCCCAUUGCGCCGAAACAUUGCGCACUUGCCACAUGUGCCGCAAGACGAUAUUGAAAAAGAUUAAUCUGUAUUGAACGCGAGGAGAUAAUUCAUUCAGUGAUCUGGCAAUUUUGCAACCAAAGUGGCUUGUAUAUAUACAACAAACAAACAAUGAUGAUGAGCGUUAUAGUUUCCAUAUUUGAUGUGUCGUCGUGUCAUCGCCGCAAGCAAAUAUGUGCUUAUUUCUAUUUACUCCCCCCACAAUUUAUUAUUUAUUCAAUCACGCAACGAAUUUUUUCUGUUUUUUUGGAGAAGCAUAUAUACAUACAAACAUUUACAUUUACAUAAAAAAAACCAUUUUUGCACUCAGAACAAAACCAAUCACGACCAUACAAUUCUCUAGUUUAUUAUUAGUGUCGUUUAACGAACAACGAGCAACUAACUAAAUGCGAUUAGAUGUUUAAUAA